AUGACAACAGGAUGUAUGAAGGCGAAUUCGCAACGUGUGAUCAUAACGAAAUCAGGCGCAGUGACAACGAGACGAGUCGACGAUCACAGUCCGUUUUCGCUCGCCUAUAACUCUGUGAACCAUUAUCUGGGUGAGAAGUCAAAUAAUCCACAAAGAAUGACAUUCACUUGUGGACAAUCCCAAAAUGGCAAGCGUUUUGUCUCGUUGAGUAUGAAUGAAGUUUCAACGGAGACUGCACUGGAUCUUGGAGAUUCGAGAAACUUCGAAGCGGCAUUUGAUAUGGCCGAGAAUAGGAAAUCACUACAUGAAGCGUGUGAAAAAGCAAAGAGGUUUUAUAUGGAGCACAUCCUCUACCGUAACCCAUUUCCUCCAAAAAACAAAUUCUCCAUUAUUAUUGAAAAAUCCAAAAAAGUAAAAAAAGACAACCCAAAGAAGAAAUCCAACGAGGAUUCUCUGCACACCGCUCGGACGACGUCAUCAGCGUUGUCACUUUUGGAAGGGACAAUGUCCCUAACGUCGAUGUCUUCGCAUAGCCAAUUGUCUGCAACCACACCGUCGCAUCCCAUCAAUUUGAAGACUCCGAAGAAGCGCUCCACUGGCUUCCGUAACCAACCGCCCGACUCCCAGGUGGUCCAUAAGAACAAAGCAGUCAAAUCUCCACCAAAGACUGCUACGCCACCACCACCAGCGAAGCCAAAAGGAGCCACUGACGAGCAUCGCCUAAUGAACACCUUCAAUACAACUGAAUAA
This is a messenger RNA of Caenorhabditis briggsae, 750 nucleotides long. NCBI's taxonomy places the organism in Eukaryota, Metazoa, Nematoda, Chromadorea, Rhabditida, Rhabditidae. Bases 1 to 750 code for a protein of 249 amino acids. The record is from RefSeq and is a predicted model, not a curated record. The transcript has 4 exons.